Molecule: messenger RNA, 2450 nt
Organism: Danaus plexippus (monarch butterfly)
Lineage: Eukaryota; Metazoa; Arthropoda; Insecta; Lepidoptera; Nymphalidae
Gene: GlyT
Product: sodium- and chloride-dependent glycine transporter 1-like
Exons: 13
Coding region: 335-2281 (648 amino acids)
Biological process (GO): sodium ion transmembrane transport
Cellular component (GO): membrane
Source: RefSeq, a predicted model, not a curated record
UCAGAGUUCGGUCGAUGCGAAACUUGACAUCUGCGCGUUCCUGCGUUCCGUGUUUUUCGAUUUCAUGUACCUUUAAAUCUAUAACACUUUAUUCUCUAUAAUAUUGUUAUUAUAAACGAUGUCGUCUAAUGUUAACGAUCAAUUAUCGUCCUCCUGUUGGAAAUGACAUAAAAAGACUCUCGCGUUGUUCAUCAUUCAUUAAUGUUGGGAGUGCGAAGUGAUGUGCGGCGCGGUCUCUGUGCGAUCGUCUCUGAAGUGAUUCUUUAUAAAAUGUUUCAGCUUAAAUUUUGAUUUGAUCGUUGUAUGAAUUAAAUAACAAAAAAAAAAAACAAAAAUGAAAACGGAAAAACAAUCACCGACGCCGAUUCCUGCGGUGACCAAGAACAUACCAGCAAUGGAUCUAAAUUAUUCUGAUUAUAAGGACGACGUAAGUCGAGAACCGAUUGUAGAGGAAGUGGAACCGGAAAGAGGGAAUUGGACAGGACGUUUCGAUUUCCUCCUAUCUCUUCUAGGUUAUAGCGUGGGGUUGGGCAACGUCUGGAGAUUUCCCUACCUCUGCUAUAAUAACGGAGGAGGUGCCUUUCUGAUUCCUUUCACCGUGAUGCUGAUAAUAGCUGGUCUUCCUCUUAUGUUCAUGGAGCUGUCUUUCGGACAAUACGCUGCAUUGGGGCCGGUAGCUGUUUACAAUAGAUUCUGCCCACUUUUCAGAGGAUUGGGCUAUGGGAUGGUCAUAGUAUCAAGUAUAGUUAUGUUAUACUAUAACCUGAUCAUUGCUUGGACUAUCUAUUACAUGGUGGUGUCGUUUACAAGCAUUUUUUACCAAUUGCCGUGGCAGAACUGCGACGCUGAUUGGAGCACUAAAUAUUGUUAUUCAUACGAAGAAGCAGACAUAUGCGAGGCGAGCAAUGGCACGUACUAUCUGAGACAAUGUGUGAAUCAAAGCUAUGCCAUUGUUAAUAAUAUCAUUGCUCUAGCUGAUACAGCAGUAAGAAAGCCCCCUGCUGAGGAAUAUUUUACUAAUCAAGUGCUUGGACUUUCAUCUGGCAUUGAAGAAACAGGUCAAAUCCGCUGGGGUAUGGCUGCUUGUCUAUUCGCUGCGUGGCUUAUUGUAUUUCUUUGCUUAUGCAAAGGUGUACAGUCUUCGGGAAAGGUCGUCUAUUUUACAGCGUUGUUUCCUUACGUGGUUUUGGUGAUUUUAUUUUUUCGUGGUGUUACUCUGCCUGGAGCGUCGACGGGUAUACUGUUUUAUCUUACACCAGACUUUAGCCAACUUGCAAAUGCUCAGGUGUGGGGCGAUGCAGCAGUGCAGAUAUUUUUUGCAUUGAGUCCAGCUUGGGGAGGACUAAUUACUUUAUCCUCCUACAAUAAAUUCUCAAACAAUUGCUACAUUGAUUCUCUCAUAGUUGCUGUCUCUAACAUUGCAACGUCGUUCUUCGCUGGGUUGGUGAUUUUCUCCGUUAUUGGAUUUUUGGCUCAUGAGCUUGAGGUAGAAGUUGACCGUGUGGUAGACCAGGGCGCUGGACUGGCAUUUAUUGUAUACCCGGAGGUGGUUACAAGAUUACCAGUAUCACCUUUAUGGUCCAUACUUUUCUUCGUUAUGCUUCUGACAUUGGGACUUGAUUCUCAGUUUGCUCUCAUGGAGACUGUAACAACAGCUAUUUUGGAUCGAUUUCCAAAAUUUCGACAGAAGAAGACAUGGGUAGUGCUAGCAGUGGCUGUGUUCGGUUAUUUGGGUGGCUUGAUUUUCACGACAAAUAGUGGUAUGUAUUGGUUACAAUUGAUGGACAAAUACGCAGCGAAUUGGUCGGUUCUGAUCAUAGCUAUUGGAGAGUGCAUUUUGAUUGCUUGGAUAUAUGGAGCUGAAAAGUUCUGCAUCGAUAUACAAACGAUGAUUGGUAGGCAGUCGAGGCUUUGGGUGGUGUUCUGGAGUGCCAUGUGGAGGAUUAUUACGCCAGCAGCCUUAGUUUUUAUUUUGGUGUUUAAUUGGAUUGAGUACAAGCCAGCUUCUUAUGGUCAUUACGUAUACCCAAUGUGGGCGGACGCGGUGGGUUGGACACUGGGAGUGUUGCCUAUAGUCGUCGUAGUACUGAUGGCCGUCAAUCAAAUAUGCAGUGGACCCGACGAUCUUACUAUUAUGGAGAAAGCAAGAGUCCUCGCUCGUCCUACUGAGGAAUGGGGUCCAGCGUCUGCAUCCUGUGCUAGCACUUUCCGCGAGACGGAGCUGUCUCCACCUGUACUGCUGCUUCACGGCAGGCCGGUACUGCGUGAACGAGGAGCAUGACCUCAUGCCCAUCCGCUGCUUGCUAUGCGGAAGACAUCACAGGAUGGUGCAGACUCGACAUCCAUUGGUAGUGGAUUAGAUAACGAACUAAAGAAACCCAGUACAAGCACUAACAAAGUAAAGAAAAAUUCAAUUAAAAGGAAAGUGCCAAACUUCAGCCAUGAUUCAG